CCCGCCUUCAGCUAUCUAGGCUUAGUCACAGUAGUUAUCGACACGCUUCAUCUAUAUAAAUUUCAAGUUAAAUCCUAAUAUUUAUUGCGACAUUGCGUUGCUUUGGCUAGGUGUUCUUGAAAGAGCCUGGGAAUUACGUCAAGUUUUAGGACUGAUGACCACUCCGGAUCUCCGCAUCUUUUGGGUAUUGCCUCACACCGGAGACAAGCCAAAUGGGCGACUCGAGCUCUGCCCCGGACAGCGAACCGCUACAUCCCAACUCUCCGAAGAAGCUGCUCCCUGAAGUUACCAAGAUCGUAGAAAAUGGAGACUUGGUUCUAGAUGUGAUUUUCGAAAAUUCUAAAGACACGAUCCGGUCUACACGAGUUGCCCAAUCGAAAUUAUCACUUCGAGAACCGCAGCUCGCGCCCAAGAGGAAAGCCCGAUUAGCUUUUCGUGUCAGCCUCAAGGUACUCAAAAGUCAGUCGAAGUACUUUGAAAGGCUUCUUGCCGACAGCCGCUUCAAGGAGGCCAAGGACAUAUCGAGUGCUUUUGCUUCUCUUAAGUUGAGAAACAUAAAGCCCGAAACUGCCGAAGUCAAGGAGCUCCCCUGGAUCGAAAUCCGCGACGAUGAUCAAGCUACACAAUAUGCACAUCGUGAGGGCGCGUUCUCUGACCUUCUACGGAUACUCCAUGGAAAGGAAGUAGCCACAAAACAGAUCACGAUGUCGUUUGUGACUACGCUGGCUGUCCUUGCCGACCGCUUCGACUGUGCACCUGUAGUGUCAAAGUGUCUCGUUGGUGGCCUAAAGUUCAAAUGGCCUGUGACCAAUCGCAAGCCUCUGAAAGAUGAGGUUUCUGUCAUGAGUCGUAAUAACGAAGACAUCCUACGCCAGAAGAUCCUUGUAUCAUGGCUAUUGGGUCAACCUACUAGACUUCAAGCAGCUACAAAGGAAAUCAUUAUGAAUGGUUCUUGUCGGUGGAGCCCGUUCGCCGAAGAUGAUGAGGCAUCGGAUGCUACGUGGUGGUACUUACAGGAUGGCCUCGAGCAGGAGCUACAGUAUCGGCGACAGUGUAUCUUGAAUACGAUUGCUUCGGUCCAGAGGCAUUUUAUCAAGUUAUAUACGUCACGUACGCGCCAGUGCAAACUGGGCUACGAUUCAAGUGCUGCUUGUGACUCAUAUCAACUGGGCGAAAUAUUCAAAUUUCUGACGAAUAAGAAUCUCAUGUUCCUCGUCGACUUCUCGCCCGCGUCUCUCGACUCUAUCGCAGAUACUUCGCUACUGCAGAUAGAGACCGUCAUCUCUACCCUAAGGCAAUGUCCGAGUUAUCAGAUUGACAAAAACCACACCAAUUGCGGGCUUCGGACAAGGAUUUUGUCUAUAUUGGACUUCAUACAUGGCCUGCUAUCAGCUAAUUCCAUCCCAAUCAAUAGAACCCUUUGGAAGGCCAACCGUCAGUCGGUCGCCUGGUUACCUUCUGAGGGCGAGAGCAAGACACCGGCUGAAUCAAAGCCGUUCCACUUUACACGGUCACUGGCAGGGGAUCAACGCCUCCGCUUCGAGAAUGCAUUAGGUGCGGAGAAGUUUGCCAAGGACGUGUUCACCGCGUCAAGUUGGGAUUGGACAGCAGAAGAUCAAGCACAAGACAACAUUCCGUCCACGACUCCAAAAUGGAGUUUGAGGUAAGCGGAAGACUUCGUCAUUUAUAGAUGCAGGAACAUCAAAGCACGAUAUAGGAUUAGGUAAGGCCGAGAGGGUUUAUCCUAUUUCAUCAUUCUAGGAAGAUCAGCCACAGAUCUAUCAUCCCAUCAAUCGCCAUCCAUAAAGCACUUAGAUUGACGGCUAUAUGUAAAUACAUAUAUGGAUAUACAUAAGAUAUAUCAGAAUCCCCAGGAACCAGUUUAUGCGUGAAGUCUA
Molecule: messenger RNA, 1898 nt
Organism: Annulohypoxylon maeteangense
Lineage: Eukaryota; Fungi; Ascomycota; Sordariomycetes; Xylariales; Hypoxylaceae
Exons: 2
Coding region: 213-1667 (484 amino acids)
Source: RefSeq, a predicted model, not a curated record